UUUUAUGUGUUUAUAUCUUUCGGAAUCUCACAACCUGUCAAAGGAGAAAGUGUUUUCCCCAUUGCUGCUGCGCCAAACAGGGUCUUAGAUCUGAAUGAGAGCCCACAUUCUCUGGUUCAGAGAAUGUGCUUUCGGGUUCUAGAUCUUGAGAGCUGUAAAUACAUUUGAGUUGUUUGGUACUAAAAUCUAUAUGCUAUAAUUCCACUUUGAGAUUUUGAAAAAAGAUGGUAUUUUGGGAAGGGUAUGUGAGUGAUGAGGCAAUGGGGACCUUUGCACCGAUUGUGGUGUACUGGUUGUAUGCCGGGUUUUACCAGCUGCUGCCGCCGUUGGAUAGAUACCGAUUGCAUACUCGAAGAGAGGAGGAUGAGAAGAACUCGGUGCCCCUUCCCUCUGUCGUAAAGGGAGUUCUGCUUCAACAGCUUGCUCAGGCCACUGUGGCACAGGGGCUAUUUGUGUUGACCAAAGAGGCCAAUAUAGCUGGUAUCACAAUUCAGCCGUCCAUCCUUGUCCAGAUUGUGCAGAUUGUUGUUGCAAUGCUUGUCAUGGACACGUGGCAAUACUUUGUGCACCGCUACAUGCAUCAGAACAAGUUCUUGUAUCGCCAUGUUCACUCUCAGCACCACAGACUUGUUGUUCCCUAUGCAAUUGGAGCCCUUUAUAACCACCCACUUGAGGGUCUUCUACUUGACACUUUUGGCGGGGCUCUCUCUUUUCUAGUCUCGGGAAUGACUGCACGGACGGCUGUUAUAUUCUUCUGCUUUGCUGUGGUCAAAACAGUAGAUGAUCACUGUGGACUUUGGUUGCCUGGUAACAUCUUCCACAUUUUCUUCCAAAACAAUACUGCGUAUCAUGAUAUUCAUCAUCAACUUCAAGGCUUGAAGUAUAACUAUUCUCAGCCAUUCUUUCCCAUAUGGGAUAAGAUUUUUGGAACUUACAUGCCUUACAGUCUUGUAAAGAGACCUGAUGGGGGUUUUGAAGCGAAGGCAAUGAAAGCAGCAAAAGACUAGUCGGAAGAAAACAGUACUAAUCCUAGCUCACUUCACACAUGAAGUUAAUUUGCUGAGACUUGUCAUUCAGAGGAAUCUGAAUUAGAUCUGAUACAAUGAGGCUAUGGUCUAGGCUCUAGCAGGAGGGUUUUGUCAUCCGAGUUGGUUCCCUUUUCUGUUGUGGUAAAAAAUUUAUUUGAUUGGUUGCAUUAAUCUUACCAAUCUGUGCCUUGUGAAUGUAAGUGUGUCUAAUUUGUAGCAUAUUUGUUCAUGAUUAUGUGACAGUUUUCAGGCAUCGAACCUGUCGACAUUGAUGUACUUGGAGUUGUAUGAGGGAUUGAGGCAUGAGAUUUAGGUUCUGUUUGAAGCCAGUAUCACGUUCACCACCACGGUGCAAUGCCUAUAUA
Messenger RNA from Argentina anserina (silverweed cinquefoil), 1393 nucleotides. RefSeq names its product very-long-chain aldehyde decarbonylase GL1-9-like. Gene Ontology annotation, biological process: lipid biosynthetic process. The coding region runs from base 225 to 1007 and encodes 260 amino acids. The record is from RefSeq and is a predicted model, not a curated record. Gene Ontology annotation, molecular function: iron ion binding; oxidoreductase activity. The transcript has 3 exons. Lineage: Eukaryota; Viridiplantae; Streptophyta; Magnoliopsida; Rosales; Rosaceae. Gene Ontology annotation, cellular component: endoplasmic reticulum membrane.